AUGGACGUAAACUACGACGGGCAGACUGCAUUUGAUGCAGCCGCAAAUGGAGAUUUUCCUCUCGUAGUUCUGCUUUGGGGCAUGUCCAUGGCUGUACAGCCACAACCAGUCGAUUUGCUCGCAACCAAGGACCAGAAUGGAAAUACACUGGUACAUUAUGCGGCAGCGAGUGGCGAAGACUCAUGCGAUACGUUGCAUUUUUUGAUGCAGCAAAUGCACGCCUCUGGACGAGAGGAUAUACUCAUGGAUGCCAAAAAUGAUGCAGGUGAAACGCCACUCAUAAGAGCAGCUCAUGUUGGCAACAUGCAAAUAGCAGGAGCAUUGUUGGAAUCAGGAUUCGUCGAUUUAUUGGCCCAAGAUUUACGAGGCAAUACGGCAGCACACCAUGCAGCUGCACAGGGUCAUCUCUGGGUAUUACAUUUCUUACUUGAAGCUGAGUUAAGAAACAAUACUACAAUAGCAAAAGAAGGAAAACAAUUGAAUUGUACAACGCGUGGUGGCUAUUCAUCUCAGCAUCGAAAUGUUUUACAUUACGCGUGUAUGAGCGAAUAUAAGCCCAUGGUACAGUAUUUGCUUACUGAAGGUUUUGAUGCGAAAGAAGCGGAUGCAGAAGGUUUCACAUGUAUGGAUCUGGCAAAGCAACGCAAUUUAUCAUGGCUAAAAGAAUUGCUUACUUGCAAUGAAAAAGCAGCAGAUCCACCUACACAUAUGCGUCAAACGCGUGGGAUUGUGGCGAUACUGCAGGGUGCAUUGCUUCUAGCGAUUUUAGCAACAAGCUAUUGGCUUGUCUGGUGGAUUGCUGUGCCUUUGAUUUUUGUGGUAUUAGGUGUAUCGCUGUUUGCAUUUCGUCAGCAAAGCCACGACCAUAGUCAUUCACACGGAUCAUCUACAGACAUGAGUCACUUGCAUCCGUCGAAACGAAGGGUGUUUGUGGCCAAAAAUGUAUCACUUGAAUCAAUUGAAAAAGGUCUCACGAAAGAACAUAGCAAGAAAUUCAAAAACGUGACGAGCGUCGGUAUUCACACAAUUAUACGACCACAACCCGAGUCAAUUAUGGCGAUUUGGAUAGCAUGGGUUGGUCUCUUCACUUUGUUGUACAUUGUGCUAUGGGUUGAUCCCGAUUACAAGGCUUUUCGAAAGAGUCACAAGGUUUUCUUAGCUAUCAUUGGUGUAAUAGAGUUGGUGUUUAUUACAGUGUGGGUAAGAUUGGCAUUUUUUUGCCCGACAGAUCCUGGGACGAUCACCACGUAUGAACAAGAUGUAAAGAUCAUGCUAGAGAUGGCAUCACAAUGCGAAACACCUGACAUGAACAAGUUUUGUCGUACUUGUCUCGUCAAGAAACCCAUUCGUUCUAAGCACUGCGCUCAGUGUGGUAUCUGUAUUGCUCGACAUGACCAUCACUGUGCUUGGAUCAAUCGUUGUGUAGGCUAUGGCAACCACCGUUUGUUUCUUGUCUUCUUACUAGUGCAUGUCAUCGCGCUGGGUAUUUAUGCAGUGCUCAUUAUUCUUGUACUUUCUGAAGCCACGCAUGAUCUUCACGCUGUGCGAAUCAAUUUGAGCAAUAGUGGUGAUAAUAGUAAUUUGACAGCUAUGGAUGUCUGGAUUGAAAUUCCGUCGUUGUUUAAGAAUCAUCUGCUGGUCAUGAUGGUGCUACUUUGGGAUCUAAUGGCCUUUGGGGCAGUUAGUAUGAUGAUUAUUCAGCAUAUAAACAAUAUUGAAAAGAAUCUCACGAUAAACGAGCAGAUGAAUUGGCGACGGUACGACUAUCUGACUCGAAAAUCAGCAUCUGCAGCAAAAAUGGCACCGAAAGAAAUGGUCAAUCCGUUCGAUCGCGGAAUUAAGAAGAAUCUCGCAGAGUUUUUCUUUCGCUCGAGUAGCACAGCAGUAGACUAUCGUAACGUCUUUUCAGCUCCGGGCUCUGCUGGGAAUGAUACAAGCCCUGUAAGUUCUGAGACUUCAGCAACUUCGGAGUAUGUUGAGGAGAAGCGUAGUGUUGGUGACGUGGUAUAG
Messenger RNA from Plasmopara halstedii, 2010 nucleotides. Its product is annotated as zinc dhhc domain containing. Gene Ontology annotation, molecular function: protein binding; palmitoyltransferase activity. The record is from RefSeq and is a predicted model, not a curated record. Lineage: Eukaryota; Oomycota; Peronosporomycetes; Peronosporales; Peronosporaceae. The coding region runs from base 1 to 2010 and encodes 669 amino acids. The transcript is spliced from 2 exons.